Molecule: messenger RNA, 2510 nt
Organism: Oncorhynchus mykiss (rainbow trout)
Lineage: Eukaryota; Metazoa; Chordata; Actinopteri; Salmoniformes; Salmonidae
Source: RefSeq, a predicted model, not a curated record
AUGGAUGUUGGGAGUUGGGUUCCGACCGCAGGAGAUGGAACCGCGAAUUUCACCCCGGCCCACCUCCUGCUGGAUCCCCAUAACGGGUCAGGUCCAACACCUACACGGUUGGAUAACGGCCAGGAGCGCUCCAUCACAGACCAAGCCUAUCGGAACUUCACCACUACCAUCCAGGUGCUCAUCCUCAUAGGAUCCCUGUUGGACAGCCCCAUCAAUGACCUGUGUUUUAAAGGUAUAGAUGACCUCAUCAAUGACCUGUGUUUUAACGGUAUAGACAGCCUCAUCAAUGACCUGUGUUUUAAAGGUAUAGAUGACCUCAUCAAUGACCUGUGUUUUAACGGUAUAGACAGCCUCAUCAAUGACCUGUGUUUUAAAGGUAUAGAUGACCUCAUCAAUGACCUGUGUUUUAACGGUAUAGACAGCCCCAUCAAUGACCUGUGUUUUAAAGGUAUAGAUGACCUCAUCAAUGACCUGUGUUUUAACGGUAUAGACAGCCUCAUCAAUGACUUGUGUUUUAAAGGUAUAGAUGACCUCAUCAAUGACCUGUGUUUUAACGGUAUAGACAGCCCCAUCAAUGACCUGUGUUUUAACGGUAUAGAUGACCUCAUCAAUGACCUGUGUUUUAACGGUAUAGACAGCCUCAUCAAUGACCUGUGUUUUAAAGGUAUAGAUGACCUCAUCAAUGACCUGUGUUUUAAAGGUAUAGACAGCCUCAUCAAUGACCUGUGUUUUAACGGCAAUGCCACUGUUCUAUGGUGUACAUGCUGUACCAGUGUCUUCAAGUCGGUGACCAGUCGUUUCAUUAAGAACCUGGCGUGCUCAGGGAUCUGUGCGGGUCUGGUGUGUGUUCCCUUUGACGUGGCUCUAGGGGCCAGCCCUCGCUGCUGCUGGUGGCUACACACUCUGCUGCUCUGCAAGGCCCUGAAGUUCCUCCACAAACUCUUCUGUUCUGUCACCGUGCUCAGCUUCUCCGCUAUCGCUCUCGACAGGUACUACUCUGUCCUCUACCCUCUGGAGAGGAAGAUCUCAGACGCCAAGUCACGUGACCUGGUUAUCUACAUCUGGAUCCACGCCACCAUCGCCAGCGUGCCCGUGUUCGCCGUCACCAACGUUACCGACGUGUACGCUACCUUGUCAUGCUCCGACGCCCGCGCACGCUCCUUGGGUCACAUGGUCUACGUGGUGAUCUACAACGUAACCACGGUGAUCCUCCCCCUGGCGGUUGUCUUCCUGUUCAUGGUUCUGAUUCGCCGAGCCCUUAGCGCCAGCCAGAAGAAGAAGGUGAUUAUUGCAGCGUUGAGAACCCCUCAGAACUCCAUCUCUAUUCCGUACGUGUCGCAGCGCGAGGCUGAGCUACACGCUACAUUACUAGCUGUCGUUUUAGCCUUCUCGGCCUGUAGCGCCCCCUAUGGGGCGUUGGUGGUAUACCGCACUCUUCUCGGGGACGGUGAGGAAUUGUCUCCUUCUCUCUACCUCACAGCCAUCUGGCUGCCAAAGGUGUCUCUCCUCACCAACCCUCUGCUGUUUCUGACGGUGAACCGCACGGCCAGGCAGUGCCUUUUGGAUGUUUUAGCCCGGGUCCACAGACGCUACAGCCGGCGUAACGUAGUCAGCACUGGGGCCCUGGGGCUAGGGGGCGAGGGAGGGCUGGAGGGGUCGGCUCAGGCCGGGAGCCAGCUCCUGGAGAUGUUUAAUAUCGGACAGCAGCAGAUCUUUAGGCCGACCGAUGAAGAGGACGAGGAGGAGGUAGAGAAUGAGAUACCUUCGUUAGGGUCAGGAGGUGGUGGGGGUUGUUUGCAACCCAAAGAGAACCACCUUGGCGGGGGUAGACUAGGGGGACACAAAGGGAAGAUGGUUCUACAGAAAGAGACCCAACCAAUCAGAGAGAGUGUCCUAGUGACUAAAGAACCUCCUCUCAUAUUGCCCAAAGUCUCCCCUGCCCCUGUCCACGCCUGCUCUUACACCUCCUCAUCACAGGUGGCGCCAGCGACCCCCACAGAGCCUGACAACGCCACCCAGUUUGGGUUCGGUCCAUUCGAGCUGCCGCCCCAGUGGCUGCCGGAGACCAGGAACAGUAAAAAGAGGCUCCUCCCACCGCUGGGGAACACCCCAGAGGAACUGAUCCAGACCAAACAGCCACGCCCACGGCCAGAACGACGAAUCAGCAGGAACAACAAGGUCAGCAACUUUCCCGUUGUCGACCCUUAAACUACCCUGUCCGUUGACCUUUGAACCUAUGAUCCCUGAUGACAGCUAUGGCUGGAGGUCAGCCAGAGGAGUAUUCCACUGACGGAGCGUAAUGAGAACAGCAAUACACCUUUUCCUUUUUCUAUCAAGUUCUUUGAUACAUUUUAUGUCAAUGACUGGAUACAAAGUCAAUGGAGGAAAUCUGACCAACCACCUGACCACCACCUGACCAACCACCUGACCAGUCACCUGACCAACCACCUGACCAGUCACCUGACCAACCACCUGACCAACCACCUGACCAGUCACCUGACCAACCACCU